Carassius auratus (goldfish) is the source of this 2022-nucleotide messenger RNA. Its product is annotated as sperm-associated antigen 6. Gene Ontology annotation, biological process: filopodium assembly; epithelial cilium movement involved in extracellular fluid movement; sperm axoneme assembly. The coding region runs from base 430 to 1959 and encodes 509 amino acids. Gene Ontology annotation, cellular component: microtubule cytoskeleton; sperm principal piece; acrosomal vesicle. NCBI's taxonomy places the organism in Eukaryota, Metazoa, Chordata, Actinopteri, Cypriniformes, Cyprinidae. Gene Ontology annotation, molecular function: microtubule binding. The transcript is spliced from 11 exons. The record is from RefSeq and is a predicted model, not a curated record.
AAAGACUAGUAAUUAGUUAAUAUCUGUGUCUGCAGUUGUCUCUGCGGUAAGAACUAAUGCGAGGGCAGCUGUUCGCCCUCGCAGCUUCUCUGUCCCAGUAUCCCACAUUCAUCGACCGUUUUUGAAUCUUGUUUAAUAAUCCAAUCCCCGCUAUUACAUCUGGGCAUAAACUGCAUGCGAUACUGGUCCUGAUUUGAACAUAUAUGUGUUUCAGCACGAAACAUUAGAUAAGCAUUGACAACAAACGCACCGACCGAACGCAGUGCCUAUCACUUCCGGUUUGUUGCCAAGACAACAGUUGCACGCCUCCUCUAAACUCAAAGUCACAACAAACGCUGUUUCUUAAUGGAAGCUUAAACGUACUUUUUUUUUUGCCGCAUUCACGCUGCUUUUGUCGUUUUUGCUCCAAUUUGGGUUACUCCUAUUACUAUGAGUCAACGACAGAUUUUGCAAGUGUUUGAGCAAUACCAGAAGGCAAGAACACAGUUUGUGCAAACUGUAGCAGAUCUUGCAGCAAGACCACAAAAUACUGAAACACUUCAAAAUGCUGGUGUAAUGUCCCUUUUGAGGCCUCUCCUUUUGGAUGCAGUCCCAACUAUUCAGCAGACAGCAGCUCUGGCUCUCGGAAGGCUUGCCAACUACAACGAUGACCUGGCUGAGGCUGUAGUAAAGGGAGACAUUCUUCCUCAGCUUGUGUUCUCCCUGGCUGAGCAAAACACACAGCGUUUCUAUAAGAAAGCUGCCGCAUUCGUGCUUCGGGCUGUUGCUAAGCACUCCCCUGAACUGGCCCAGGCCGUGGUGGACUGUGGAGCACUGGACGCUCUCGUCAUCUCCCUGGAGGAGUUUGAUCCUGGGGUCAAAGAGGCUGCUGCAUGGGCAAUAUGCUACAUUGCCAGACAUAAUGCACAGCUGUCUCAGGCAGUGGUUGAUGCUGGAGUUGUGCCUCUGCUCGUGUUAUGCAUGCAGGAGCCUGAAAUUGCCCUGAAGAGGGUUGCUGCUUCCGCUCUAAGCGACAUAGCCAAACACUCCCCAGAGCUGGCUCAAACCGUGGUGGACACAGGGGCGAUCGCCCACCUAGCACAGAUGAUACUUAACCCAGAUGCCAAAUUGAAGAGGCAGGUUUUUUCAGCUCUAAGCCAAAUCGCCAAGCACUCCGUAGACGUAGCUGAGAUGGUGGUGGAGGCUGAAAUAUUCCCUGCCGCACUGGUUUGCCUGAAGGACCCGGAUGAAUAUGUUCGGAAGAAUGUCGCCACUCUUAUUCGGGAAAUCACAAAACACACCCCCGAGCUGUCCCAGAUGAUAGUGAAUGUGGGGGGCAUAGCAGCUGUGAUUGACUACCUCGGGGACUCCAGAGGGAAUGUACGCCUGCCGGGGAUCAUGAUGCUGGGCUAUGUGGCUACACACUCCGAGAACCUAGCCAUGGCUGUGAUCGUAUCUAAAGGAGUUCCGCAGUUGGCUAUCUGUCUGGAGGAAGAGCAAGAAGAUCACAUCAAAGCAGCCACAGCUUGGGCAUUUGGCCAGAUUGGCAGACACACACCUGAGCAUGCAAAAGCUAUAGCUGUGGCCAACGUGUUCCCUAAACUCCUAAGUCUCUAUUUGGACUCUGAAAGUUCUGAAGACCUGCAGGUCAAGGCCAAGAAGGCAUUGAAGAGCAUCCUUCAGAAGUGCACUUAUCUCCCAGCACUGGAGCCUCUUCUCUAUGAAGCUCCCAGCAACGUUCUUAAACAUGUCAUCUGCCAGUUCAGUAAGGUUCUUCCUCAUGACAGUAAGGCACGCCGAUUGUUUGUCACCAGUGGUGGUCUGAAGAAAGUACAGGAGAUCAAAGCAGAACCUGGCUCUGCAAUUCAGGAAUAUAUCAAUGCAAUCAACAGCUGCUACCCCGAAGAGAUUGUCAGGUAUUAUUCACCUGGUUACUCUGAGAUCUUGCUGGAAAGGAUUGAUAACUAUCAGCCAGUGUGAUUUCCUUUACUGAAACACUAUGAAUGCUUUUUAAAAAGUUGUGAAAAAUAAAAUUACCAUACC